CUUUAUACUGAUUAAAACAUUUUCUGGUUCUCAUUUGACAGGAAUCGUUUCAGAGAUUGUUGCACAAGCAAGAUGGAAACAGAGCUGAGUGGGAAUAUCCAUUUGCAGUAGCUGGUAUCAACAUUUCUUUUAUGUUGGUUCAGAUGUUGGAUCUUCAAACGGGAGGGCCAUCUUCUACUGCCGGAAUCCGGUUUUUAGAACUACUCAAGGAAGAUCUGCUCGCAUUUGACAACUUAUACUGUGUGGCAUUCCGAAUGACGGUGUUCGAUGGCUUGCAAAACGGGCUUCG
This is a messenger RNA of Rubroshorea leprosula, 289 nucleotides long. The record is from the annotation of a GenBank genome assembly. Lineage: Eukaryota; Viridiplantae; Streptophyta; Magnoliopsida; Malvales; Dipterocarpaceae.